Saimiri boliviensis boliviensis (Bolivian squirrel monkey) is the source of this 1944-nucleotide messenger RNA. RefSeq names its product NADH:ubiquinone oxidoreductase core subunit S2 (gene NDUFS2). The record is from RefSeq and is a predicted model, not a curated record. Gene Ontology annotation, molecular function: NAD binding; quinone binding; oxidoreductase activity, acting on NAD(P)H. NCBI's taxonomy places the organism in Eukaryota, Metazoa, Chordata, Mammalia, Primates, Cebidae. Gene Ontology annotation, biological process: mitochondrial electron transport, NADH to ubiquinone. Gene Ontology annotation, cellular component: respiratory chain complex I.
AGAAUGCGCCGCGCGUUUCCAAGAUACGCAGGCAGCCUCGGCGAGAAAGCAUAAAGUAUUUGCCCCUCCCUGGAAUGGCAAUUUUCCCUUACUAGCUUCUGGAAAAGCCAGCCAGGAGCUGUGGGAGGAACCGCCCUCAGUAAAGAUGACGACAAUCACCGUUAUCUAAACGCAAGUGAAGCCAAAGCACAGGACCCGGAUGUUGUCAGGUAGCCGGUAGGCGACCCUGCCAGCUUCCAAGAGGGCGGCUUCGCUGUGCGAAUAGGUGAGAAGGCAACAAGGAGGCGCUCAGGAGUCACUUCCGCCCGGUUCUCCUUCGCGCAAUCUGCAGCCGGAGUAAGAUGGCGGUGCUGAGGGCUCUGUGCAGCCUCCGCGGCGUCGCGGCCCAGGUGCUGCGGCCUGGGGCUGGAAUCCGACUGCCGAUUCAGCCCAGCAGAGGUGUUCGGCAGUGGCAGCCAGAUGUGGAAUACGCACUGCAGUUUAGGGGAGCUGUUAUGUACCCAACCGAAGAAUCCCAGUGGAAGCCUCCACCUUGGAAUGACGUAGACCCUAUAAAGGAGAAGAUAGUGAAGAACAUGAAGCUGAACUUUGGGCCCCAACACCCAGCAGCCCAUGGUGUCCUGCGACUAGUGAUGGAAUUGAGUGGGGAGAAUGUGCGGAAGUGUGAUCCUCACAUCGGGCUCUUGCACCGAGGCACUGAGAAGCUCAUUGAAUACAAGACCUAUCUUCAGGCCCUUCCAUACUUUGACCGGCUAGACUAUGUGUCCAUGAUGUGUAAUGAACAGGCCUAUUCUCUAGCUGUGGAGAAGUUACUAAACAUCCGGCCUCCUCUCCGGGCACAGUGGAUCCGAGUGCUGUUUGGAGAAAUCACACGACUGAUGAACCAUGUCAUGGCUGUGACUACGCAUGCCCUGGACAUUGGGGCCAUGACCCCUUUCUUCUGGCUGUUUGAAGAAAGGGAGAAGAUGUUUGAGUUCUACGAGCGAGUGUCUGGAGCCCGAAUGCAUGCUGCUUAUGUCCGGCCAGGAGGGGUGCACCAGGACCUACCCCUGGGGCUUAUGGAUGAUAUUUAUGAGUUUUCUAAGAACUUCUCUCUUCGGCUUGAUGAGUUGGAGGAGUUGCUGACCAACAACAGGAUCUGGAAAAAUCGGACAGUUGACAUUGGGGUUGUAACAGCAGAAGAGGCACUUAACUAUGGUUUUAGUGGAGUGAUGCUUCGGGGCUCAGGCAUCCAGUGGGACCUGCGGAAGACCCAGCCCUAUGAUGUUUACGACCAGGUUGAGUUUGAUGUUCCUAUUGGUUCUCACGGGGACUGCUAUGAUAGGUACUUGUGCCGGGUGGAGGAGAUGCGCCAGUCCCUGAGAAUUAUUGUACAGUGUCUAAACAAGAUGCCUCCUGGAGAGAUCAAGGUUGAUGAUGCCAAAGUGUCUCCACCUAAGCGAGCAGAGAUGAAGACUUCCAUGGAGUCACUGAUUCAUCACUUUAAGUUGUAUACAGAGGGCUACCAAGUUCCUCCAGGAGCCACGUAUACUGCCAUUGAGGCUCCCAAGGGAGAGUUUGGAGUGUACUUGGUAUCUGAUGGUAGCAGCCGCCCUUAUCGAUGCAAGAUCAAGGCUCCUGGUUUUGCCCAUCUGGCCGCUUUGGACAGGAUGUCUAAGGGACACAUGUUGGCAGAUGUCGUUGCCAUCAUAGGUACCCAAGAUAUUGUGUUUGGAGAAAUAGACCGGUGAGCGGGGGAGCAGUGUUUGAUCCUCCCUGCCUGUUAGCUGCUUCUGUGGAGCCUGUCCCUCGCUGGAAAUGGGCCUCUGUGGGUGUGGGUGUGUGUGUGUGUGUGUGUGUGUGUGUUUGCACGUUCAUGUACACUUGGCUGUCAGGCUUUCUGUGCAUGUACUAAAAAAAGAGAAAUUAUAAUAAAUUAGCCGCCUUGCGGCCCCUAGGCCUAAA